Castor canadensis (American beaver) is the source of this 5905-nucleotide messenger RNA. The record is from RefSeq and is a predicted model, not a curated record. NCBI's taxonomy places the organism in Eukaryota, Metazoa, Chordata, Mammalia, Rodentia, Castoridae.
AUGACCACUUUCAAGGAGGCGGUGACGCUCAAGGACGUAGCUGUGGUCUUCAGCGAGGAGGAGCUGGGGCUGCUGGACGCUGCCCAGAGGAGGCUGUACCGCAACGUGAUGCUGGAGAACUUCAGGAGCCUGUUCUCAGUGGGGUGUCAUUCUUGCAAACCUGAUGUAUUUCACUUAGAAAAGGACAGACUUGAUGUGAUGAAGACACUGACCCAGAGAACAGGGAAUUCACCAGACAAGAUCCAAAGUGGGAUGGAGGUUGUUCCAGAAGCAGGACCACAUGAAGACUUGUCAUGCUGGCAGAUGUGGCAAUACAUUGCAAGUGACUUAACCAGAUGCCAAAACUCCAUGAUACGUAGUUCUCAGUAACCCAAACAAGGUGGUUCACCCAGCCAGGUUCCAGCAGAACAAUCCAUAACUCAUGUAGGCCAGAAACUUUACCAAUGUAAAGAGUAUAAAUAGUCCUUCAGUGAUGUCUGCAACUAUGAACUUUAUCAGCAGUUGCACCCAGGAGAGAAAUCCCAUAGCUGUCUUUAGUGUGGAAAAAGCUUCUGUUACAGCUCAGCUCUUCGUGUUCAUCAGAGAGUUCACAUGGGAGAGAAACGCCACAAGUGUGAUGUGUAUGGAAAGGAGUUCAGCCAGUGCUCCCAUCUGCAAACUCAUCAGAAGGUCCACACUGUAGAGAAACAAUUCAAAUGUGAGCAGUGUGGGAAAGGCUUCAGUUGGACAUCAACACUCCCUGUUCAUUGCAAAGUACACACUGGCGAGAGACCUUACACUUGUGAGGGUGGGAGGGCCUUCAUUCAUGCUUCCCAUCUCCAGGACCAUCAGCGAAUCCGCACUGGGGAGAAGACUUUCAGAUGGGAUAGAUGCAGUAAGACCUUCCACUGCAGGUCGGCACUUCAUAAUCAUUAAGUGCACACAGGAGAGAAGCCCUACAGAUGGGAGGAGUGUGGGAAGCAUUUCAUUGGUAGCUCGAAUCUGCAUAUCCAUCAGCGCGUCCACAUGGGAGAGAAACCAUGUAAUUGUGAAGACUGUGGUAAGUGCUUUACUCAACCUUCACGAUUUCAGGCCCAUCGGACAAUCCACUCUGGAAAGAAACCAUAUGUAUGUCAACUGUGUGACAAGGGCUUUGUUUACAGUUCAAGUUUUCAGGCCCGUCAAGGAGUCCACACUGAAAAGCCCUACCAAUGCAAGGAGUGUGGGAAAAGCUUCAAGAUGAAAAUCCAUGAACAAGUUCAUCUCUAUAAAUGUGAUGCAAGUGGGAAAGCCUUUCCCAGAGUUCCUAUCUUAAGAUCCAUGUUAAGCGUAGAGAAACCUUAUAAGUGUGAGGAGUGUGGACAGGGCUUCAAUCAGAAUUCACGGCUUCAGAUUCACCAGCUGAUCCACACAAGUGAGAAACCAUACAAAUGUGAAGAGUGUGGAAAGGGAUUCAGCCAGGGAGCAGAUCUUAAGAUUCAUUGUUGAAUCCAUACAGGAGAGAAACCCUAUAAAUGUGAGGAGUGUGGGAAGGGCUUCAGUCAGGCUUCACAUCUUCUGGCCCAUCAGAGAGUCCACAGUGGAGAAAAGCCAUUCAAAUGUGAAGAGUGUGGGAAGAGCUUUGGUCGGAGCGCACACCUUCAAGCUCACCAAAAAGUCCACACUGGGGAAAAGCCAUACAAAUGUGAGGAGUGUGGGAAGGGCUUCAAGUGGAGCUUGAAUCUUGACAUGCACCAGAGGGUCCACACAGGAGAAAAGCCAUAUAAGUGUGGGGAAUGUGGUAAGUACUUCAGUCAGGCCUCAAGUCUUCAACUUCACCAGAGUGUCCACACUGGAGAGAAGCCGUUCAAAUGUGAUGUGUGUGGUAAAGUCUUCAGUCGGUCUUCACAGCUCCAGUCUCAUCAGAGAGUUCACACAGGGGAGAAGCCUUACAAGUGUGAGAUGUGUAAUAAGAGCUUCAGCUGGCGAUCAAAUCUUGUAAGUCAUCAUAAAACUCACGCUAGUGAUACGCUUUAUGAAAGCGAUAAGAGAGGUAAGAAGAUUAGUCAAUCGUCAGAGCAAGGAAGUUCUGCAAAAGAAACUCACUGUACACUUGACGUAGGUCUUCAUGAGGAGUUGGACACAGGCAACGUCCGCCUAGUUUAUUCCAAAAUUCCAGACUCCCAGACAGAAGGCGUGAGCGCCGUUUUGCGUCCCCCAGGGCGGAGCUUCUUUGGGUCGGCGCGGAGCCAGUCUCCCAUGCUGCGGCUGCUCCACCCGCGAGCCUGCCUGUCACUUCAUGCCGCGUCACCUGGGGCGGACUCUGGGCUUUCCCAGAAGGAAGAAUUAAAGAUGAGCAUUUUCAAGGAAGCAGUGACCUUCAAGGAUGUAGCUGUGGCCUUCACUGAGGAGGAGCUGGGGCUGCUGGACUCUGCUCAGAGGAGGCUGUACCACGAUGUGAUGCUGGAGAACUUCAGGAACCUGCUCUCAGUGGGAGAGAACAUUGAGAGAGACUUAAGAAUUGUUCAAGACAGAGGAUCACAUGAAGAGCUUUCCUGCUGGCAGAUCUGGCAACAAAUUUCAAAUGACUUAACCAGGUGUCCAGACUCCAUGAUAAAUAAUACUCAGUUCUACCGACAAAGUGAUUCCCCCUGCCAAAUUGGAGCAUGGUUUCCUAUUCAACUUUCUGAAGAUGAGAACUGUAUACAAAAUCACAAAGCAGGUGAUCGCAGUAAUACUGGAAAUCCACAAUUUCCUACUUUGAGGACCCAGGAUUCUUGGAGGAAAACUUCUCUGACUGAGUCACAGAAUUAUCAGAAUAGAUAUCAGCAAAUUUCCAUGAAAAAUAAACUGUGUCUGUGUAGACAGGCUAUUGACCCCAUUAGUUGGACUUCACACCACUGUGAUGAUUGUGGAGCACACAAAAGUGAAAAGUCUUAUAGCCCUGAUGAUUAUGGCAAAGAUAGCAUAAAGAAUAGGAUGAUUCACACAGGGAAGAAGCUGUCUGAGUGUAAAGAAGCCUUCAGUGAUCUUUCUAGCUUUGAUCCCCAGCAGCAGUUAGACUCAGGAGAGAAGUCUGUUCCAUGUGUGGAGUGUGGGAAAGGCUUCCAUUAUGACUCAGUUCACCAUGUUCAUCAAACAGUUCAUGUGGGAGAAAAAAAUAAGUGUGCUGAGUGUGGUGAGGAAUUCAGUCACAGCUCACAUCUACAUGCCCAUCAGAAACUCCACCUUGUAGUGAGACCACACAAAUGUGACCAGUGUGGGAAAGGCUUCAGUCGAAGAUCAGCACUUAACGUUCAUUGUAAAGUCCACACAGGAGAGAAACCUUAUAAUUGUGAGGCAUGUGGGAGGGCCUUCAGUCAGGCCUCUCACCUCCAGGACCAUCAGAGACUCCACACUGGGGAGAAACCUUUCAAAUGUGAUGCCUGUGGGAAGAGCUUCAGUCGGAAUUCACAUCUUCAGUCCCAUCAGAGAGUUCACACAGGAGAGAAACCAUACAAAUGUGAGGAGUGUGGAAAGGGCUUCAUUUGUAGCUCAAAUCUUUACAUUCAUCAGAGGGUCCACACAGGAGAAAAACCGUAUAAGUGUGAGGAAUGUGGUAAAGGCUUUAGUCGACCUUCAAGUCUUCAGGCCCAUCAGGGAGUACACACUGGAGAGAAGUCACACAUAUGCACUGUGUGUGGUAAAGGCUUUACUCUGAGUUCAAAUCUUCAAGCCCAUCUGAGAGUCCACUCUGGAGAGAAACCAUAUAAAUGUGAGGAGUGUGGGAAGAGCUUUAGGAGGAACUCCCAUUACCAAGUUCAUCUAGUGGUCCAUACAGGAGAGAAACCCUAUAAAUGCGAGUUAUGUGGGAAGGGCUUUAGUCAGAGUUCAUAUCUUCAAAUCCAUCAGAAGGCCCACAGCAAAGAGAAACCUUAUAAAUGUAAGGAGUGUGGACAGGGCUUCAAUCAGUGUUCACGGCUUCAGAUUCACCAGCUGAUCCACACCGGUGAGAAACCAUACAAAUGUGAAGAGUGUGGAAAGGGAUUCAGCCGGGGAGCAGAUCUUAAGAUUCAUUGUCGAAUCCACACAGGAGAGAAACCCUAUAAAUGUGAGGAGUGUGGGAAGGGCUUCAGUCAGGCUUCACAUCUUCUGGCCCAUCAGAGAGUCCACAGUGGAGAAAAGCCAUUCAAAUGUGAAGAGUGUGGGAAGAGCUUUGGUCGGAGCGCACACCUUCAAGCUCACCAAAAAGUCCACACUGGGGAAAAGCCAUACAAAUGUGAGGAGUGUGGGAAGGGCUUCAAGUGGAGCUUGAAUCUUGACAUGCACCAGAGGGUCCACACAGGAGAAAAGCCAUAUAAGUGUGGGGAAUGUGGUAAGUACUUUAGUCAGGCCUCAAGUCUUCAACUUCACCAGAGUGUCCACACUGGAGAGAAGCCGUUCAAAUGUGAUGUGUGUGGUAAAGUCUUCAGUCGGUCUUCACAGCUCCAGUCUCAUCAGAGAGUUCACACAGGGGAGAAGCCUUACAAGUGUGAGAUGUGUAAUAAGAGCUUCAGCUGGCGAUCAAAUCUUGUAAGUCAUCAUAAAACUCACGCUAGUGAUACGCUUUAUGAAAGCGAUAAGAGAGGUAAGAAGAUUAGUCAAUCGUCAGAGCAAGGAAGUUCUGCAAAGUGACAUUAUUGAAAAACCUCAUGUGUGACCUGAAUUCUCAUGUUCAUUAUGCUUCAUAGAAGAAAAAUAUUUGGUUUACUGGUCACUGUUUAUGUAAUACUGAGCAAAUGCCACCCAGCUGAGCACCUUGCAAGUGGUACUGGAAAGGUUUCAGUCAGAACUCGGACAUUUAUCAGAUAUCACUUAGGAAGGAGGACUUUGAAAGGAAAUGAGGGUGACUGGGCCUUUAGCAAAAGUAUUGUUUGAGGUGUACCAGAGUGCAUGUCACUAGACUGUAAGCUCCAUGGGCAGGACCAUUGCUGUUGGUUAUAUAUGGCCUCAACAUUGAUGACAGGUUUUGGUUAAAUGAGUCAAAAGGAAAACAUGUAGAAUACUUGAAAAUGGUACACAGAGGAGGAAGCCGUCAAAAGAAAAUUAUUCAGGGAAAUGAGUAUUUGUUGAAAUGCAGAAAACCAGUGGAUCUGCAUCCUGCCAUGUUAAAAUGGUGUCACCCUAUUGCACCUGACUCCUGUUCUACCUCCAGCCUCUGCUCUCAAGUUGGGUUCUUCCUGGAUCCCUGUCUGCUUUGCCAUGGGUAUUAUACUUUAUACGCUGAACUGUCUUUUAUGAUUUUUGUGGCUGUUGCUAAACAGUUUUAUUUAUCUGACAGUAACAGGUUUCUGAAUAUUACACAGUUGAAUGUUUACCCAGUAGCACUAGGUGAUUUAAUGCAACACUUUGGAAGUGUCAGAAGUAGUAACCAAUGACAGAAUUUCUCUAUAGACUGAAUUUACUUGUGAUCCCUCAUUCUCUGCAUUUCUAUCCAGACUUUGAAAUGAUUGCCUUUUAAUUACCACAGCGUUCUCUUUCCAUGUCAUGUUCCCAUCUCCACAACGCAAAUACCGAAAAGAACUUGCGGAUGUUUGAUCAUUUCACCGAAUGUAUUUGAAGCAGAAUUGACAUGCAUAUACUUUCCCCUAUCGGAAGCAGAAAGCAUGGUUGGGCAAAGUGUAUAUCAGAAGGUAAAUUGUGUACUUCUUUGAGCUGGAAGUCAUAUACUUGGAAUUAAUUUUAUGAUGUUUUUGUCAGUACUGGGGUUUCAACUCAGGGCUCAUGCUUUUCCAUGCAGGUGCUCCUGUCACUGGCCCUUUUAUGCUUUCGUUAUUUUUUUUAGAUAGAAUCUUGCACUUUUUGCCAACGGCCAGCCACAGACUAUGAUCCUACUACCCAUGCCUCCCAUGUAGCUGGGAUUAUAGAUGUAUGUCAUCACACCCAGCUUGUUUUGUUCAGGUAGGGUCUUAACCAGUUUGUGUCUGGG